UGACAGUUGAUUUGUUUAUGAAUAUAUGGCGUCACGUUCUUGGAUUAUUUAGAUUUGCUGGUUGAUUUGCAAUAAAAACCCGCACCGCCGUUGUUCAAAUAAAAUUCUAAAAAUUUCGCAACGUUUGUAACAUUUUGUUCGAAAUGGACAAUAUACCGGCACCGCCAAAAGAUACUGGAUUGCGAAACAUUAUCGAUAAAUUGGCUGAGUUUGUGGCACGCAAUGGACCGGAAUUUGAAACAAUCACAAAGGCAAAACAACAAUCGAAUCCACGCUUCAGUUUUUUAUUUGGCGGUGAAUACUAUCAAUACUAUCAGUGGCGGGUGUCAGCUGAACAAGCAAUUCUAAAACAGCAAAAUCAACAGCAAGGGCCAAUUCCACAGACACCACCGAUGAUGCAAAUGCAACCAAAUUGGAAUACUAUACAAGCAACAGGCAGCGUAACAUUGCCUGCCGUAAGCAGUUCAGGUGUUAAUAACAACAUAGCUAGUCAAAUUGAAGCAAUUAAUGCUCAGCAAAUAACGCUGCAGGAACAAAUACGACAAUCGGAACAAAAUUUGAGUGCACAACACAAUGUUUUGAUGCAGCAACAACAAAAUCAAAUUGAUGAAGCCAUCGAAAAAGCACAGCAUGAAACUGUCUUAAAACAAGCCGAAGAGAAUAGCAUUCGACUAAAUGAGUUCGAUACAAUUUUACAACCAAUUAUCGACUCAUGCACCAAAGAUAGCAUUUCAGCAGGGAAAAAUUGGAUUUUACAAUAUGCAGGCGAUGCAGCUAAAUGCAAUGUAUUGAUGCAAUAUCUUUUGAAGAAGGCACUGAUAAAUGACGUGACGUUCCAACAAAAACUUCAUUUAAUCUAUUUGGUGAAUGAUGUAUUGCACCACUGUGUUCGUAAACAUGCCGAUGAUUUGAAAAGUAAUUUGGAAAACAUUGUCAUUCCAAUGUUUUGUAGCGCUGAAAUAAUUGCAAGUGAAGAACAAAAGGCGAAACUAUUGAAACUUUUAUCGUUGUGGGAAUCGAAAUCAAAUUUAUUCGAUGCAUGUGUCAUUUCAAAAUUGCAGUCGCCAAAUUCUUCUAUGGCUGAGUAUAAGACAAAUUUAGUAAAUUUACAUCUACCAAUUGUUUCUGCCAUGCAACAACAAACUCAAAAAACAUUCGAAGGCUAUAAGCAACAACAUCAAAUUUUCAUUCAGCAUGCCUCACAACAAAUAGCAAUUCUUGACCAACAAAAACUGACUCUAAAGAAUCAACAAUCACAGCCAUUAACUCAGCCGUCACAGUCACCAGCACAAGCAUCAUCAUCGGAUCAAGCGCCCCAUCCCCAUUUAAAUCCAAACGAAUGCGAUGCAAAUCAGAACAAUAGCAUAAAUGGCAAUGCAAAUAAUUUCAAUCGAAAUGAUAAUCGGUUAAGCACUGCACCACCGCCUCUUAUGAGCCAGAACAUAACGAUGCCACGCACCGGAAUGAAUCCAAAUUAUAUUUCAUCGCAACAGCAACGAAUUAACUUUCCCGCAGAGAAUAAUUUCCAAAAUCCUGACCCACCACCAGCUUCAAUCCAAAAUAGUGUACAAUCGAUAAAUCAUAGCGCACAAACGGCACACUAUCAAUUGCCGCCGCCAAAUUUCAUGAUACCAGAUAUGUCGAAGCCACCGCCUGGUUUUAAUGCACCACCACCAAUGGCAAAUUUGCCCGUGGGAAAUACAAUGGACGAUUGUCAAACACGGAAUGCAAACGUAGUUGCAGUAGUUGCGGCAGCAGCAGCUGCAGCUGCAGCGGCCGCAGCACAACCCAUACCAGAAGAUACAAAGCCAACAGUACCUUAUUAUGAACUGCCAGCUGGUCUAAUGGUUCCAUUAAUUCGCCUCGAAGAUUGCAGCUACAAAGCACUCGAUCCGGAAGACAUUCGAUUACCUGCACCAAUUCCACCCAGUGAACGUUUAUUGCAAGCAAUCGAAGCAUUUUAUUCUCUUCCAAGCCACGAUCGACCACGAGACGGUGAGGGAUGGGAGAAAUUGGGACUCUAUGAGUAUUACAAAGUGAAGAAUGCAGCAAAGAAAAUCAAAGAAGAAGAAGUUGAGCAGGGCGUUCGUGAAAAAUCAAGGUCCCCCACUCCGAUUUUGCUGGAACCUGUUAAGCCCAAACGGAUAAAUAAGCGUCGAUAUCGAUCGAAAACAAGAAGCAAAAGCCGAAGCAGAAGCCGAAGUAGAGAACGUGAUAGAGAGCGUGAGCGUGAGCAAAGAGAUCGGGAACGCGAAAGAGAACGUAGAAAUUCUCGAUCGCGUUCCAUUUCACCUCGACCAUCAAGACGAGGUAAUAAUAAUCGUCGUCAUCAACGACAAUCACCAAAACGAUCUCCAGCACUUCGAAGAAGUCAAACGCCACCAACAAGCUUCGUUAAUUUCUCGCAAAAGACACAGCAUGAUUGCAUAGAAGAGACUAACAAAGGGCAUCAAUUGCUCAUGAAAAUGGGAUGGUCUGGUUCUGGUUUAGGUGCACAGGGCCAAGGUAUUGAAACACCUAUUUCAGGCGGUGACGUACGUGAUCGACAAGAUCAAUAUAAGGGCGUUGGAAUCAAUAUAAACGAUCCGUACGAAAAUUUUCGGAAAAAUAAAGGAGCCGCUUUCAUACAUCGCAUGCGAUCUAGAGACCAUGAUAGAAAAAAAUCGAAAACCCAAUCGAAUGCAGAGGAAGAAGCAACAGACUAUUGAAUUCAUGACACAAACAAUUGGAACCUCUUUUAUGUCAUUUACUGUUGAAAUCUAUAACUUUAUUAUCUCUACUUCUUAUGUUGACGAACACACAUAAAAUUAUAUUUGAAAAUGAAAGUAAA
Messenger RNA from Contarinia nasturtii (swede midge), 2830 nucleotides. RefSeq names its product calcium homeostasis endoplasmic reticulum protein (gene scaf6). The transcript has 13 exons. NCBI's taxonomy places the organism in Eukaryota, Metazoa, Arthropoda, Insecta, Diptera, Cecidomyiidae. Gene Ontology annotation, molecular function: RNA binding. The coding region runs from base 144 to 2708 and encodes 854 amino acids. Gene Ontology annotation, biological process: RNA processing; intracellular calcium ion homeostasis. Gene Ontology annotation, cellular component: perinuclear region of cytoplasm. The record is from RefSeq and is a predicted model, not a curated record.